AUGGUCCCUCCUGACCUUCCAGAGUGGAUCGUGCUACUUGAAGUUCUGCAGUGGUUAUCUCUCCUGAAGUUCUGCAGUGAAUCAUCCCUCCUGAAGUUCUGCAGUGGAUCAUCCCUCCUGAAGUUCUGCAGUGGAUCGUCCCUCCUGAAGUUCUGCAGUGGAUCAUCCCUCCUGAAUUCUGCAGUGGACCCUCCCUCUGGACCUUCUGUGGUGCUAGCCGUCAGCCUCAUACCAUCCGUCCUCAUUGACCACUUAUUGCCUUCCACACUCCCAUCAGCCACGGGGAUCAGGUCUCCGUUCAUAAACCAUAUCCAUGAGGUCUUUGCACUGUCGACAGCUGGAGGUGAAAAAGAAAGAGGCAGCUGGAGGAUUCUGCUCAGUUCAGCGUUCAGGAGGACAUCUCUACUGCUGUGGUACUCCUGGUUUGUGGCAUCCUUUACGUACUACGGCUCGGUGCUGAGCAGCUCGGAGCUGCUGGAGAAGAACUUGUUGUGUGUGACGGACCCAGACCGAGACCAUCAGAUCAAACACCACCAAGAGAGCGGUUUGUGUUACUGCAUCCCCUUCAAACUCAACGACUACCAGACGCUGCUCAUCAGCUGCCUGGGCGAGGUCGCAUUGGUUCCCAUAAACAUCUGUCUGCUGAACGUGUUGGGACGGAAGAUGAGUAUGACCGUGCUGCAGCUGGCGGCGGCCAUUUUGUUCAUGUUGCUCAACAUCUGCACCAGCAUGUUUGGGUUCACGGUGUUGCUGUUCCUGCUCCGGUCUCUGGUCUCCAUGAACUUUAAUGUGGUUUAUAUUUACACCGCUGAGGUGUACCCCACCGUGGCUCGCUCUCUUGGGAUGGGCUUCUGCACGUCCUUUAGUCGGAUCGGAGGAAUGAUCGCUCCGUUCAUCGCUCAGGUGCUGAUGUCUCAGUCGGUGAUUCUGGCUCUCAGUCCGUUCGCGGUGGCUUGUGGGAUCUGCGCUCUGGGAAACUUUCUGCUGCCGAUAGAAACACGAGGACGAGCUCUGCUGCAAAACUCCUGAUGGCGUCUCCGAACAAACCGUUGCUGGUAGUUUCUUAUUGUUACUUCUAUAAUGUAAAGAUAUUAAAUAUGUUUGUGAUAUCA
Messenger RNA from Cottoperca gobio, 1112 nucleotides. RefSeq names its product SVOP-like (gene svopl). NCBI's taxonomy places the organism in Eukaryota, Metazoa, Chordata, Actinopteri, Perciformes, Bovichtidae. The record is from RefSeq and is a predicted model, not a curated record. Gene Ontology annotation, cellular component: membrane. The transcript is spliced from 9 exons. Bases 1 to 1029 code for a protein of 342 amino acids.